Molecule: messenger RNA, 921 nt
Organism: Aureobasidium pullulans EXF-150
Lineage: Eukaryota; Fungi; Ascomycota; Dothideomycetes; Dothideales; Saccotheciaceae
Product: alpha/beta-hydrolase
Exons: 2
Coding region: 1-921 (306 amino acids)
Molecular function (GO): catalytic activity
Source: RefSeq, a predicted model, not a curated record
AUGCCUUCUCUCAAUCCGACGCACAUUGACGACGAGCGAUGGCAGCACGGCUUUGCCUUUGUCGAUGAGGCCAGGGAAGUCAGGAUUCAUUACAUCGACUGCCCUCCCGAGGGAAAGCAAGAGAGAGGCACCGUUCUGCUGAUCCACGGCUACCCAAACACCUCCUACCAAUGGCGACAUGUCAUCACCCCCAUCUCGAACGCUGGCUACAGAGUGAUUGCGCCAGACUACCGCGGCGCCGGCGACUCUUCGCAUCCACGAUCUGGCUACGACAAGGUCACCGUCGCCGACGAUCUCUACAAGGUCGUCCAUGACCAUCUUGCCAUCACAUCCAAGAUCCACGUCGUCGGUCAAGACAUCGGCGGCAUGAUCGCCCACGCAUACGCCGCAAGCCACCCAGACCACACCCGCUCCGUCAUGUGGGGCGAAUGUCCCCUCCCUGGCUCGACGCCCUACGAAUCCGGCUUCAAGAACUCGCCUGGCAUGUGGCACUUCACCUUCCAACAACAACUCGACCUGCCCGAGAUGCUCACUCAAGGGAAAGAGAAGAUCUACAUCAAACACUUCUACGACCGCCUCUGCUUCAACCCGGCCGGCAUCGGUCCAAGAGAUGUCGACCAUUACGGCGCCAGCUUCUGUCAACCGGGCGCCAUGAGAGCUGGCUUUGACUUGUACCGCGCUUUCCCCCAGGACGCCAAAGACAACCAAGCCAUGUUGAAAAGAGAUGGACAGCUGAACAUUCCUUCGGCUGCGCUGAGCGGCGAGAUGAGUCUGCUGAGAGAAGUCGCCAUGGACCAGACAAAGGAGUUCUAUACACAAGCCGCCGAGGUCAUUGUGGCUAGGAGUGGACACUGGACUGCUGAGGAGAACCCCGCCAGUUUCGUCGAGGGUGUUGUAUCGUUCAUCAAGAAGCAUGAUUAG